AAGACACGUCUCUUCCUCUCUCUCUCUCUCUCUCUCUCUCUCUCUGCGCAGAAGUGAGGAAAUUUCGAAAAUGAAUAUGGCUAUAAUCAACAAUUGCAGCUAUUUAGGCACUCGUUACAUCACAAAUUCAAGCUACGAGCAUAUGCCUAAAAGAAUCCAUGGUAUUAAAGACAAGGAGCAUUCAAAGUUCUUCAAGAGGGAGUGUCUUGAUGGUGAAGAUGUUGUAUCACUGUCAAAGUCAAAGACUAGCAAAAUUAGAUUCCCUAAUGUAUUCCUAAAUUCGGUUGCAGCAAAUUUGCUUUUAACACACACUGCAAAUGCUUUUACUGGGGAAGAUAUCAAGCAAAUACCUGAUUCUGUCUAUCUUUUGGCUGAUGGAUCUGUCGGAGAUUGGCUUUCAGGCAUUUUAUAUUCAGCCAGUCAACAGGCUAAUGUUGCUGUUCAGGAUCAGUUGUCAGCUCUCAGUUUUACUAGUUUGUCAGUCAUUUUUGGUGCUGGCCUUGUAACUAGCCUUUCUCCUUGCACACUCAGUGUUUUGCCACUUACCCUUGGUUACAUAGGAGCAUUUGGCUCAGGGAAGAGCAGAGCAGAGGUUAUUGGGAAUUCUCUUGCAUUUGCAAUGGGAUUGGCGACUACAUUAGCAGUACUAGGUGUAGCAGCCUCAUUUGCUGGCAAGGCUUAUGGUCAAGUAGGGCAGGGGCUACCUCUUGCCCCCCCCGGUUUUUGUGUUUUGCUUGAAUUGAAUAUGGAAGUAAUUGAGUUACAACUUCCCUCAUUUUUCAACAACUUUGAUCCUCGUGCAGCUGCUGCUAAUUUGCCUUCAAGUGUUCAAGCGUAUUUGGCUGGACUUACAUUUGCAUUAGCUGCAUCACCUUGCAGCACUCCAGUGCUGGCUACCUUGCUUGGAUAUGUUGCUUCUACCAGGGAUCCAGUAAUAGGGGGUAGUUUACUGUUGACCUAUACAACUGGUUAUGUUGCUCCUCUACUUCUUGCUGCUUCCUUUGCUGGAGCAUUGCAGAGCCUGCUUUCAUUCCGCAAGUUUUCUGCAUGGAUUAACCCAAUGAGUGGGGCCCUCCUUCUGGGCGGGGGCGUAUAUACAAUGUUGGAUAAGCUUUUCCCUGCAACAACGAUGGCAAUGUAAGCAGUUACAGGGAUUACAUGCUGUAAAAACUAGACCAGAAGAAGAGGAAGGUGCUGCUGUGCUAACUUUAGUUGGCAGUUGGCACCAAAUGAAGACCUUCCCACACACUAUUUUUACAUCAAUACAUUGAUAUUUAAUGUGCAGAACAUUCCCGCCCAGGAAAAAAACCCGUGUAAAAUAAUUAUUCACCAACAUGGUUAAAAAAAAGUUCUUUGUAAAAAAUGUAAGUGAAUUUGUGCAUUUAUGAGGAAUGGAGCUAUGUAGUGUUUGGUCAUGGAAUACAGGUAGAUGGAUCAAUAUGAUGCUUUAAUGAGGAA
This is a messenger RNA of Olea europaea var. sylvestris, 1458 nucleotides long. Its product is annotated as cytochrome c-type biogenesis ccda-like chloroplastic protein. The record is from RefSeq and is a predicted model, not a curated record. Gene Ontology annotation, biological process: cytochrome complex assembly. Lineage: Eukaryota; Viridiplantae; Streptophyta; Magnoliopsida; Lamiales; Oleaceae. Bases 71 to 1141 code for a protein of 356 amino acids. The transcript has 13 exons. Gene Ontology annotation, cellular component: membrane.